AGAACGGACAUAGGAGUCAUUUAUAUAAACAUUGUUAUUUUUAUGUGAGAAAAAAUAUUUUAUCUCUGUAUGAUAGAAUCAUAAUGGAGUAUCGAAUAUUUUUUUGCCUCAUCAUCGUAAACUUAAUAGUGACGUCACAGCAAUGCACUCAAGAGCUCGACUCUCAAGAAUGCCGCUACAUCCUACACUGCAUGGACUACUUAACUGACAAUUUCGGUUGGAGCUACUAUCGACGUAAUUACCACAGUAUGCCUGGAAUCGAUACCGCCGAAUGCCCCAGUUACGAAAGCAUAAACUACGCAGGAUAUCAAAUGUACCCCGUACACGUUGUUAUACAGUCAGCACAGCACAAUCUUGGGUCGCUUCCUUUAACCAGAAGAAGUGGCGACGAGCUACUACAUAUCAUAUACUCUUUAGAUUUAAGCAACAACAACUAUCAACAUACUCCAGUCCUCAAAAGUAUGGAAAACCUUGCCGUUCUCAACAUGUCGCGGAACCAUUUAAAAACAGCUGUUUUAUCCAACAUGAACGUCUUAAGUAAGUUACGUGAAAUAGAUUUUUCGUACAACAGAAUAAGCGAUAUCAAACUCGAGGCUUUCACGCAUCCUUACAAUAUGUUAACAAAACUCAAUAUGUCACAUAAUUACUUGGUUAAGAUUCCCGAUGCUGUUUUUGAUAAAAUUGACGAUCUGCAAACGUUAGAUUUGUCGCACAACUACAUUGAAGGUUUGAGUCCGUUUACCUUCGAAGGCAGCAGGAGUCUGUUACAUCUUAAUUUGUCUAACAACAGAUUAACAGACAUCAAUUCCUCACUCUUCAGAUUCAGUGAACUAAAAGUUCUAAGCCUCAGUGGCAACAGAAUAAAAGAUCUAAAAGAAAGCGACUUUGAAAAGUUAAACAAACUUGAGGUUCUUGAUUUGAGUUCAAACUCUAUCAAAACAAUAGGUUUUAAUGUGUUUCAAAAUAUGGUUCUGUUGUACAGUUUAGAUUUAAGCCAUAAUGAGUUAGAGGUUGCGAACAAAGACGCGUUUGCUAAUUUAAGAUCUUUAAGUAGUAUCAAUCUUUCGACGAAUAAGCUAAAGUCUCUGCCUAAAGACUUGUUCAAAAAUAAAACAAUCAAAGAUUUUUCAGUUAGUGAAAAUAUAUUAGAAGGUUCGCUAUCAAGGGGUAUGUUUGAAGGUAUCGACGUAACCACAUUGGAUUUAAGUUUUCAAUUAUUGACGGCAAUAGAAGACUACGCUUUCAAAGGCCUUGUAAAACUUGAAUCUUUGUAUCUUAAUAACAAUGAUAUUUCUUCACUAUCGAACAUGUGCUUUAAGACAUUAACUGGUUUGACACUGCUGGACUUAUCUAACAACAAAAUCGCUAGCAUUGACUUUGACAAAGCGGACCUGACAUUUCUUCAGACCUUGUUUCUGAGAAAUAAUCAACUGGUUCAAAUAAAACACGAACACUUUCAAAGUUUAAGUAGUUUAGCAUUUUUGGAUGUAUCCCAAAACGCCAUUGCCCAGUUGGAACCGAGUUCGUUCGUAUCGUUGAGAAGUCUGAUCAGUUUGCGACUGUCUAAUAACCCUUUGUCGGGGACAUUACAAACUGACACAUUCAAUGGCUUAGUUUCAUUGCCCAGCCUUGAUAUUUCUGGCAAUUUACUGACAACUGUGCAAAACGCAUCAUUCAACGAAAUGAGUGAAUUAAAAGAACUGAACAUGUCUCAUAGUAAAAUUAAAGAUUUACAAUAUAACGUUUUUGCUCACACUGGGUAUAUUGAAACGCUUGAUCUAUCGUAUAAUGAACUAGAAUUCUUCUCUGUGAACAUGACAGAUUUAGUAGGAUUAAGCUCUUUAUUUUUAAAUAAUAAUUUAAUCAAGGAAAUAUCUUCUACCACCUUGUACGGAAUAUCAAGCUUAACUAAAUUGAACUUAGCUUCCAAUUUAAUAGAAAACAUUCACAAUGAAUCAUUCAACAGUCUGAUUGAAUUGCGUUGCUUAGAUCUGUCCUAUAAUGAAAAACUUCAAUUCAGGAGUACGUUGUUGGAAAAAAUGAAAAGUUUAGAUAUUUUAAAACUAUCCGGGAUCAAAACUGCUGUUCAUUUCACUCAGUUUGACGAAUCAACAGUUACUGAAGUAGAGAUAGCAGACGCAGGUCUAAAUAACAUAAGCGCUUUGAAUCUGAGCGCGUUCACUCACAUGAGUACUUUGGGAUUAAGGAACAAUAGCAUAUCGAGGAUAGACGUAGGAGCUUUCGCAGGAAUAAGCACUCUCAGAUAUUUAGAUCUGAGCUUCAAUAAAAUAUCCUUCAUCCAACCGGGAGCGUUCAAAGACAAUGAACUCCUAUUUUCAUUAAAUAUUUCUCACAAUUACUUAUCAGCUAUCAGUUACGGAGUGUUUCGUGGCCUCAUCUACUUGGGUACUCUAGACAUGUCAUAUAAUAACAUCAAAGAUUUGCAAAGUGAAAGAUUUUAUGAAGUAAAAAGUUUAACUGAGCUGAUUGUUGAUCAUAACCAAAUUAAUUAUGUUAACGCCGAAGAAUUUUCAGGCUUAUCGAAGUUGAGUAUAGGAGACAAUCCACUACCUUGCCACAUUUUAGUAAUACUUAAAAAAAGAGGCGUGCCUUUUGAAAUAACAGCUAUUAAUAUUGAUGAACAUAGUAGUGAAAAUAUUGAUGGAAUAACCUGUAAUAAAGAUCAAGAAAUAUCGAUUAUUAAUUCAACAACGACUGUCAGUGACGUCACUGAACAGAAUGGGGUGCUUUUAGAUAUAAGAAACAUUUUGUAUAAUAUGAGCCAAAAUACUAACGUUCAGGAUACUAAUGACCAUGCUAUAGAAAACUUAACAAAUGUUAUUGAAAAGUCUAACAUCAUAAUUAACGAAAACUUCGUACAGCUUGCUAACUUGACAUCCAAAGUAAUAGAUUCAAACAACAAUACAAAUAUGUUGUUGAAGAAAAUAUUGAAUUCAUUGAAAGAAAAUACUGUCACUAGUGUUGCCACUACGCCUUCAGUUCUUUUAGGCUUCAAUGGCUCUCAAAAUACAGAUUUGAUUCCAUACAUAAACAAAAUAAGAAAAGAAUUAGAAAAAACAAUAGCAGAUGAAAAGCAAAACAUUAUGAAUGAAUUGGAAGGAAAAUUCUCUUUAAUUCAAUACCAUACUGAAGCCAUGCCCACAAGUCCUAAUAAUGAGAAAUUGGUUUCAACUACGGAAGCUUCAAAAUCUAUAUUUACGGAGACGUGUGUAGCAUUGAUAUUAUUAAUUUUAGUUGGUUUAGUGUUAUAUAAGUUUUAUAAGUCAAGAAUGUUUGUUAGGAGUCGAAUGUCUUAUAGUACUCGGGAGUUGCCGGGUGCCAUGGAUAAUUCAACUCUGUAAUUAGGUAUGAACUGUGCUUAUGAGAAGCUACAUGAAUUUUAUUCCAGUAGAA
This is a messenger RNA of Helicoverpa zea (corn earworm), 3414 nucleotides long. RefSeq names its product toll-like receptor 3. The transcript is spliced from 3 exons. NCBI's taxonomy places the organism in Eukaryota, Metazoa, Arthropoda, Insecta, Lepidoptera, Noctuidae. Gene Ontology annotation, cellular component: extracellular matrix. Bases 84 to 3362 code for a protein of 1092 amino acids. The record is from RefSeq and is a predicted model, not a curated record. Gene Ontology annotation, molecular function: protein binding.